CUGAGAACACGUGUGGCGGGACGUUGAGAGGGUCCAGUGGGAUCAUCUCCAGCCCUGAAUUCCUCAGUGACCUGUCCAACGCUGGGGAAUGUAAGUGGACGGUGCUGGCUGACCCCGGAGACACCAUCUCACUGGUGUUCACCGACUUCCAGAUAGAGGACAAACACGGCUCUCUGGAGAUAGAAGGAUCAGAGCCGCCCAGUAUCUGGUUAUCUGGUGUGAAUAUACCAGCGCCCGUCAUCAGCAACAAGAACUGGCUCAGACUCCAUUUUGUGACCGACAGGAGUCAUCUAAAUAAAGGAUUCACACUUCAGUAUCAAGGUAAGACACAAUCAACCGAUUUAUUGAAUGAAUUCAUUGUCACGUUUGAUAACCGUAAAAUGUUUGUGUUUUUCACCUGA
Oncorhynchus keta (chum salmon) is the source of this 401-nucleotide messenger RNA. Its product is annotated as CUB and sushi domain-containing protein 3-like. The transcript is spliced from 2 exons. NCBI's taxonomy places the organism in Eukaryota, Metazoa, Chordata, Actinopteri, Salmoniformes, Salmonidae. The annotation marks the transcript as partial. The record is from RefSeq and is a predicted model, not a curated record.